CAGAGACAGUGGGACGAACUCCUCGCGAGAGGUGAGGUUGAAGCUGCCUCCGCCAUCUUGGAGAUGGGAGACGGGCGAUGGCUGUGGUCCUUCUGCUAAUGCAAACAACAGAACAGUCACAGUAGUCGCCCCAGAGUGAGGUUUUCAUCAUUGUUAACUAUUGACCAAAACUACAGAAGAAGCGAGAGUGUCAAAACCGAGCUCAGCGACACUGUGAGCCCUUUCACUUUUCUUCUGGGUCGGCUUAAGUGAAGUGACUGAGGACCGGAAGGAUGGUGCAGUCCUGCUCCGCCUACGGCUGCAAGAACCGAUAUGAUAAGGAUAAACCUGUUUCUUUCCACAAGUUUCCUCUUACUCGACCCAGUCUUUGUGAAAAAUGGGAGGCAGCUGUCAGAAGAAAAAACUUUAAGCCCACCAAGUACAGCAGUAUUUGUUCAGAACAUUUUACUCCAGACUGCUUUAAGAGGGAGUGCAACAACAAGUUACUGAAAGAGAAUGCUGUACCCACAAUAUUUCUUUGUACUGAGCCACAUGACAAGAAGGAAGAUCUUCUGGAGCCACAAGAACACCUUCCCCCACCUCCUUUAACACCUCCCAUUUCCCAGGUCGAUGCUGCUAUUGGGUUACUGAUGCCUCCACUUCAAACCCCUGAUAAUCUCUCAGUUUUCUGUGACCACAACUAUACUGUGGAGGAUACAAUGCACCAGAGGAAAAGGAUUCAUCAGCUAGAACAACAAGUUGAAAAGCUCAGGAAGAAGCUCAAGACUGCCCAGCAGCGAUGCAGAAGACAAGAACGACAGCUUGAAAAACUAAAGGAGGUUGUACACUUCCAGAAAGAGAAAGAUGAAAUAUCAGAAAGAGGCUAUGUGAUUCUACCAAAUGACUUCUUUGAAAUAGUUGAAGUACCAGCAUAAAAAAAAAAAAAUGAAAUGUGUAUUGAUUUUUAAUGGGGCAAGACCACACAUCCUCUUUUAGCUUAUAUAGGAAUUUCAUUUGGGGAAAAAAAGCACUUGAUUACUUGUAUAAAAACAAUUCAGAAUAUUUUUUUAAAAAAUAAAUUAGAUAUAUACUGUAAAAUUGUAAAUUUUUGUUUGUAAUUUCAGAGUUUUUACAUUAAAAACAAUAUUUUAAAAGUUAUUUUAAAAAGCCUUAGACUGCCAUUGUAAGUUGGUUUCAAGAUUGGAGAUUUUGUUUGAAUAUUUAUAGAAAUAAUGUAAAAAUGAAAAGCACAGAGAGAGAACAGUGAAGUAAAGAUAAGAUUUAAGUUUCAAUUUUAAAAAUUAAUGCUUUUUAUUGAAAAAACUUAGUUAUAUUUUAAAUCAGGAGUAUGGAUUAGAUUGUAAGGUAUAACCUGUCUGUGUAUUCAAACAUUCACAUCCGUAAAAUCAGAAGGUUCAUUUAUCUUUCUGAAUCACUUGUCAAGGAUAAAUUGGCAAAUCAAUUGAAAAAGAUUUGACUGUUUCAGAACAGAAAAUAAAGAAUCAUUCUGUAUCUAA
Marmota flaviventris (yellow-bellied marmot) is the source of this 1496-nucleotide messenger RNA. RefSeq names its product THAP domain containing 1 (gene Thap1). Gene Ontology annotation, molecular function: RNA polymerase II cis-regulatory region sequence-specific DNA binding; DNA-binding transcription factor activity. Gene Ontology annotation, cellular component: nucleus. The record is from RefSeq and is a predicted model, not a curated record. Lineage: Eukaryota; Metazoa; Chordata; Mammalia; Rodentia; Sciuridae. Gene Ontology annotation, biological process: regulation of transcription by RNA polymerase II.